UUAACACAAUUUUGUUAACGCAAAAGCAAAAAAAAGUGUACAAAAUUAAUGGUCACUCUAAAGAUGCAACCAUUGGUUAUCGAUAACAACGAAAUUGAUAAGUGCAGCGUGAUUAAUUGGGUUGGCAGCAUCGUGCAUAUUAUAUUUUGUUGGUAUUAUUUGUGGUAUAAUUUAGUAUUCGUUUACGGUAUUGCGGCGUCUGCCUUUACAAAUACUUUUUUUUUACAAAAUAAAAAUGAAAAUAUUCUAUUCAUGCACUCGAGGAAAGCUGAAAAGUUAAGUCAACGGGUGUGCAAAUAUGAACAUAUUUCAAAAUGUGCAAUAGCGUUUUACGCGGGAGUCUCUUGAUUUUGUUGUUAGUCUCAGCUGCAGACAACAAACAACCUUGAACAUUUGUUGAGUGUGUGUGUGCAUGUGUAUUGUGUGUAUAUAAACAAAGUGCGAACGCGGGAACUGCGACUGUUAUAAAUUUUGUGAAUUGUCCAGUGUUUUAAAUAUGUCUACUGUACGUUGCAUAAAUUUUUGGGACUUGUGUCGUAUUUGCACGGCAAGCAGUGAACACAAAAUUAACAUCUACUCACCCGAAGGUCGCGCCAAAAAUCUUGGUCACAAAAUCUCCGAGUGUCUCCCAGUGCAAAUCAAUGAGAAGGACCGUCUUCCCAAAGUGGUCUGUGGCCAGUGCGCUCAGCAAGUGGAACAAAUGUACGAGAUGCGUAACAUUUCAAAGAACUCACAGACCAUACUUAGCAACUGGCUUAAUCAUCGCUCACUGCAAUGUGAAGACAAGGUUUUCAUUAAAGAUGCCGUCAAUGAAUCUGGCAAGAGUCUUAAUGUGGUUGGCCAAGCUGCCUCCGGCGGACAAGUCGCAGGCGGUAGCGGAGUCGGCAGUUAUCAGAACAACGAUCUGCUGAGCAGCAUCAUGCAGGCUGUUGGCAUGCAGGUGCAGCAACAACAGCCCCAGCAGUAUACGAUCACUGUUGAUAAUCAAGUCCAGGCGCCACCGCACCCACCCCCAGUGAUGCCUCAAGUCCAGCCGGAGGUCAAGAGCGAGAAACAAAACACUCUCGAGGAAUUUAUCCGUUUGAAGCCGGACAUCAAAAUCACUCCUCUUAGCAAAAAGGAGACCUCCGCUCAAGGUGUCACAACUUCCAUAUCCCAAAUUAAACAGCAGCAGACGCAACCACAGCAACAACAGUUGCAGGCGCAAACUUUAACAGCAGUACCGGCUCCAGCUGCUCAGAUCCAAUUGCAACCACAGCAACUUAAUGAGCUCAAUGUGUUACUGCAGCAACAAGCGCUUAUCCAGCAACUUCAGCAGCUACAAGCGCAGACACAGACACAAUUCACAAACUGCGCCGAUGAUGCAAUGAGUUCCGUAGACAAUAAGAAACCUAAGCUGAAUUUUGUGCUUUCUUCGCCAACUGCAACUCCACAAUUUGCAAGUAGCCUGCAGCAAUUUGGUGGUGUCACAGGUACACAGCCCCAAAUUCAGCUUCAGCUUCUGCCAGGCGGAGUUUCUGGCAACACAGCGUCCUCAAGUGGUAUUACAGCAACGCAGCCACCCCAGCAGUUUAAUGCUGCAGCUCUGCUGUCCAGUCUGACGGGAAGUCAAGUUGUUGGGGGAAAUGCAUCCGUCAAUAUGCUGUCGCCGAAUAAAUGUUUCUUGCCGAUAACAAUACGUGAUGAGAAUUCGGAUCAGCAAAUUGUGGCGCAUAUAGACACCAAGAAUCUUAUGUUGCCCACUACAUAUCAAGUCCAAAUGAAGCUGCAGCCGCAAUUAGCCACUGCGGAUGGCCAGCCAAUAAUGCAGUUGACACCUACCUCCAUUCCGGCUACGCUGCAAUUGACACCACAAACUAGUUUUCAGCCAGCAGCAGUGUCACAGCCAAAUCAGUUGCUUAUGCCGCAGACACAACCGCAGCUGCAACCAAAUCCCCCACAACAGCAGUUGCAACUGCAACAACAAACCCAACAGCAAUUGCCGCCACAGCAAACACAUCAACAACAAUUGGCACCAACACAGGCGCAAGUCACCUCACAACAAAUCAUAAGAUCUCCGCGAGCCAACGUCGUCAACCCUCAAUUGGUCAUCAGGAAUGUUGGCACUGAGUUAAACACGCCUGCAAGCAGUAGCGCUACAGAUGGUUCAGUCAUUUUCAAGACGCCUUCGCCCCGACAGCAACCAGCUCAGCAACAGGUUAAAUUUAAAAGCACACCGUCAAGUGUUUCAUCGAAUAAUGCUGGCAACUUGGAGCUCAACAAACGGCCUGCGUUGGUCAAACAGCAGCCAACAAUUGCAUCCAGUAAUGUGGCUGCUCUCCAACGACUUUCAUCGCAUACAACAAUUACCAAACUAACAAAACCACAGUCGUCUGGAGCUAGCAACAAAAUGCCCUUGUUAACUAAGCAGAAUAUAACUAUAAGUCGCAUUCCAGCCCAAGCACCGGCCAAGCUUGAUUCAAAGGUUGGAUUAACAGCGACACCUCAAACUUCUGUGUCAGCUUCAACUCCAGCACCAACACAAGCAUCCCCUAAGUCUCAGUCAACACCACCGCCAGCUUUGGCUCUACAGGUUUCACAGCCAAGUGCUGUAGUCACAAGUAUUGCCAACCAAAGAAAAAUUACUCGAAAGCCGCCAGAACAACAACCGAAUCAGCGAUCAAAAACCGGGCGUCCUCAGCAACAGAUUUUACCUGUGCCCGCCCAGCAAACGACAACACAGCCUCCGCAACAACACCAGCCGGUAACGAAUAGUUUAGUAUGCGAUACGUCAACGCCGGCAUCAGCACCAGCACCAGCUGGUGGUGUACCUUACCUUAAUCUGACCUGUCCCACCUGCCUACGCGAGUUCAAGAAAAAGGAACACCUCACACAACAUGUGAAGCUACAUGCAGGUCUUCGACCCUUCAAGUGCACAGAAGAUGGUUGUGAUAAAGCAUUCAGUCGUAAGGAGCACUUAUCCCGUCACCUGGUAUCGCACUCUGGCCAAAAAAUGUUCACCUGUGAGGAUUGCAAGAAGCCCUUUUCACGCAAGGAUAACCUCAACAAGCAUAAACGUACGCACAGUGCACAACCUAGUGAGAUCCGAUUGCACAGUUGCGAAAUUUGCAAUAAAAACUUUGCAUCGAAGCAACAUUAUGAAAAGCACCGCGCGAUGCACAAAAAAACGCGUCUGGAUAAUCCACCAGCAAACACACAGGCUACAAGAGGUGAACAAGAGGCUGCCAAGUCGCAAGAGGUGUAUGAGGUGAAAUCGACAGAAUCCGCACCGCCUCAAACUCAGCAUUCUCAGACACAAAUCCAGCAACAACAGCAGCCACAAAUUAUGCACGUGGAUCUUGAUGGUAGUACGAUAACAAUCACGCAGGCAUCCGAUUCGAAUAUGCAAACAUCAUUGGCUAAUUUUGUUCAACUAGGCUUUUCCCAGUUUCAAAACUCGAGCGGCCCAGCAAAUCAAAUAGUUUGUAAACUUGAAAAGUAAAAAUUAAAUUAAUUAAAUUUUAAGCUCGAA
This is a messenger RNA of Drosophila nasuta, 3511 nucleotides long. It is a transcript of the gene pad, whose product is annotated as poils au dos. The transcript has 6 exons. Gene Ontology annotation, cellular component: nucleus. The record is from RefSeq and is a predicted model, not a curated record. NCBI's taxonomy places the organism in Eukaryota, Metazoa, Arthropoda, Insecta, Diptera, Drosophilidae. Gene Ontology annotation, molecular function: zinc ion binding. Bases 497 to 3481 code for a protein of 994 amino acids.